Rhopilema esculentum is the source of this 3176-nucleotide messenger RNA. RefSeq lists its product as uncharacterized. NCBI's taxonomy places the organism in Eukaryota, Metazoa, Cnidaria, Scyphozoa, Rhizostomeae, Rhizostomatidae. Gene Ontology annotation, cellular component: membrane; cytoplasm. Gene Ontology annotation, biological process: chloride transport. The record is from RefSeq and is a predicted model, not a curated record. Gene Ontology annotation, molecular function: chloride channel activity.
UUGAAUAUUGGGUGCGCAUUUGAUGGACAAGCACUUCAAUGUGACUGUGUAAUUUGAUCGCUCUCCGUGGCCUUGAUGCUUCCACGUUGCAUCGAGCAUUCUUUCAGAUAGAUUCUAUUGCCGCUCAAUUUCUGUGUGAAAUCGUCACAAAAGGGGGUGCUCCUUUCACAACCGAUUGGUAAUGGACGAAAACGGCCUGAAAGGGGACGGAAAUUUCCCGGGGCAAAAUGCGGAAGAAGCCUCAGUUGGAAAAUGCCAAGGUGUUAAAAGUGAGCAAACCAAAAUGGCAGAUGAGCAAUUGGCCGCUGGUGUUCCUGAACCUGAAAGUGAUGUAAAGAAAAAUCCUGCUGAAGAUAAAGAAGAUAGUAUUUCCCAGUCGAGCCAAGAAAAGGAUUUGAAAAGUACUGAAACUGAAAUUACUCUGUCGAACAAUGCAAAUGAAGAUGUUGACGCAACUAGCGCAAAUGCAGAUUUGGAUACCAAAGAUCAAACAGAUGCAGCAGCAGGAGACCAAGUGGAGAAGGUAGAAAAUGCUCAAUGCAAGGAAGACAGUGUUGAAACACCAGCUAGAGAAAUUGCCACGGAAGAACCAUUGGCUAGUAAACCCGAGGAAGCUUGUGAAAGUACCAAAGAUGAAGCUCCUCUAGUCAAGACAGAAGAAACCCCUACCGAUACCCAAGAUGAAGCCCCAAAAGUUACCCCAGAGGAAACUCCUGCUAGUUCGCAAGCUGAGGCCCCUGCAGUUACCUCAGAAGAAACCUCUAUGGGUUCAAAAGAUGAAGCUCCUUCGGUUAUCAAAGAUGAAGCUGAACCCCCUAAAGUUAUCCAAGAAGGAACCCCUGCUAGUUCGCAAAGUGAAGUCCCUGCCGUUUCCCAAGAAGAAACUCCUGCCAGUACUCAAGAUGCAGCCCCGUCAGAUAGGCCAGAAGAAACCACUGCUGAUAAUCAAGAUGAAUCGUCUGUAGUUCCCCCAGAACAAGCGCCCACAGAGACUCAAAAAGAUAUCCCUGUCAGUACUGAAGCUGAAUCUCCUACAGUUACCCCAGAAGAACCCCCUUCCAGUACUCAAGGAAAAGCCCCUGCAGUUGCCUCAGAAGAAGCCCCUGCAGCUGCCCUAGAAAAUACUCCUGCAGUAGCCCCAGAAGAAACCCCUGCAGUUGCCCCAGAAAAAGGCCUUUCAGUUGCCUCAGAAGAAACCCCUGCAGUUGCCUCAGAAGAAGCCCCUGCAGUUGCCUCAGAAGAAGCCCCUGCAGUUGCCUCAGAAGAAGCCCCUGCAGCUGCCCUAGAAAAUACUCCUGCAGUAGCCCCAGAAGAAACCCUUGCAGUUGCUUCAGAAGAAACCCCUGCAGUUGCCUCAGAAGAAGCCCCUGCAGCUGCCCCAGAAGAAGCCCCUGCAGCUGUCCCAGAAGAAGCUCCUGCAGCUGCCCCAGAAGAAGCCCCUGCAGCUGCCCCAGAAGAAGCCCCUGCAGUUGCCCCAGAAGAAGCCCCUGCAAGCUCCCUGCAAGAUGGAACUGCUCCAGUUACUCCAGAAGAAGCAUUGCAGCCAGAGGAAAGUAAACAAGCACAGCCUGCAGCUAAGCCUGCACCACCAAAAGUUCUUCCGAAGCCAAAAAUUGAAGUCCCUGAAAUAAAAAUUGACUUAUUUGUCAAGGCUCAUGCAAGAUUUCCAAACAAGCUCGGUGAUUGUCCUUUCUGUCAUCGCAUAAUGAUGAUUUUAAAGCUAAAGAAAAUCGGUGGUACUGUUUGCCCUGUGAAUCUCAGCAUUAAAUCUAAAGAGUUUGAGGAUUUUUGUGCAAGGAAUGGCCUUCCAAUGAAAGUUCCAAUAAUUCAGCAUGGGGAGAAUGUAAUCGCCGAUUCAAAUGCAAUUGCAGAUUACUUGGAUAAAAUAAAGCCGAAGCCCAACCUCGUCAAUAAAAGUAAGGCAACCAACGCUGCUGGUGACAAAGUAUUUCUAAAGUUCUCCGCUUUUAUCAAGAAUAAAAUCAAGGCAAACGACGAAAAAUUGCAGCAAGGCUUGACUGAUGAAUUAGGUCGCCUCGACAACUUCUUAUCUUUUUCACCUGGUAUGUUUCUUGAUGGUGAUGACAUACAGCACCCAGAUUGCGUCUUGCUUCCUAAGCUGCACCAUGUUCGAGUUGCUGCCAAAUAUUACAAGAAGUAUGAAAUCCCAGAGGCCUUCAAGCAUUUACAUGCGUAUUUAGCCGCUGCCGAUGUUCAUCCUGCUUUUGCAUCAACAGUGCCUCCUGAUGAUGCUGUUAUCGAAGGCUGGAGAAAGCAUGUCACGUGAUUCUUUAUUCUCCUUUUUCAACUUCCUAACUGCUGAUUUUUUUGCGAUGAAUGUAUGCUGCUCUCUAAUAUACCGUGCUAUGAUUUUAUGUUCAGGGUUACAACAUUCGUGAUCCGGAUGUUUAACAUCCCGAUGCAUGACAUACAAUAGCCUAUCAAUCAUUUUGUGUCCUGAAGCCGGGAGGUCGCUUUACCCGGUUAUGAUGAGAAAUACAGCUUCCAUUAUUUACAAACUCAAGUGAAAAUAAAUAAAAUACAAUUUCAACAAUACUGUUUGAUAAUUUUUGGCAUAUCAGUUUUGGAUUUUUUGAGUUCUUAACUUCUCUAAUGGUGGCCAAGUUUCUUGAGUUUUAAGAUAUUUGAAAACUGAGAAAAGUAUCCUCGAUGAGUCUGCCAUGUUUUUUUUAAACCCCAGCAAGGUUUUCUCGGAAAAUUCUCCUUCUUGUUACGUAUCUUGCAACUAGCAAAUGCUUAUUACGCACAUAAGCAAUAUUUGUCGUUUCAGGAUAGAUUUAUGCAACUUCCAAUUUUAAAAUCAUCGCUCUGAACAUUUUUUUAUCCCAGUUUCUGCCGCCGUCGUACAUUGCAUGCAAAAUCCAGUGAUAAACGUCUUUUUGAAGUACAAAAUCAUAUCUUAACUGCAGUUGUUCAGCUAUCAGUUAAUUUUAGAAUAUAAGGUUCUUAGUAGAUUUUGCCUGCUUAUCACAUACGUAUAUCUAUUUCCUUACCGCUGCGAUUGCUAUAAAGAUGGGUACUUUUAUAAAAUUGGUGUUGAUUUUGUAUAUUCAUAUUGAAUGUAAUUAGCUGAAAAAUCUUUCUAAAUUAGUACGAAUUGAUUGGUUAAAGAUUAGUAUGCAAUAAAGAAUUAUGGGUUUUGAAGGGUAAAAUUA